CAGCGGAAGUUCCCUUGAGGAGGACGGCAGUCAUGGCGGAGUUCGGUUCGGGCGGUCUGCUCGCGGCUCUGCUGCUCUUCACAGCCCUCACCUUACGGGAUGUUUAUGUGGGCCGGUCGGACCACAGAACCGGCGCCUUUGCAGAAACCGAACCGGAGAGCGGGAAACCCCCAAAAGCGGCGCUGUACUCCGGCCCAGUACUCCAGUUUCGCUACUGCAUCUCCUGAGGCUACAGUAAAGUCUUCCAGGAAUACUCCCAGGCCAUCAGCCAGGUGUAUCCAGACAUCCGCAUCCAGGGGGAGAACUACCCCCCCACCCCGCUCAACAGGCUGGUCGGUAACCUGGUCUCCUACCUGAAGCUCCUCUCCAUCCUCCUCAUCAUCAGCGGUCAGAACCCUUUCCCGCUCCUCGGUACCGACACACCUGCAGUUUGGACCUGGACUCAGAACAACAAGAUCUUCUCGUGUCUGAUGGCCUUCUUCAUCAGUAACAUGAUGGAGACUCACUUCCUGUCUACGGGAGCCUUCGAAGUCACGCUGAACGACGUUCCCGUGUGGUCCAAGCUGCAGUCGGGUUAUGUUCCGAACAUCCAGGAAAUGUUCCGGAUCCUCGACACACACCUGAAGAUGAACCAGGCCGACCGCGUCACCUUCACCUCCUCUUAGAGCCGUGCCACCUUCUCCUGGAUCAUCUGACCUCUGACCUGUCUCCCAGCCGUGCUGCGUUCAGGCUCAAUGGGACAUUCAGCUGUUGGCAUUCAUGAAGGCGUGGCCUUAAAGCGGAUCUGCCGGGCUGUGCCGGAUGUCUCCGCCUCCAUGCUGACUCCCAUGAUGCACUGGCCAUCAGCUGGCGUGGAUGACGGUCACAAGACCCUUCGCGCUCUUAUGUCAUUUGUUUACGUUCUUGGUUUAUGGAUCCAGUCGGCCCGGUUCUGGUACCACUGGAUCGGUUCUUUUCUUCCAACAAUCAGCUUUUGUUUUAUUUAAAGUUUGAGCUUUUAUUGUGAAAACAGGAAGCUGGUCACAUCAACCUUAACGAUCAGCUGAUGGAUUGUUCACUCCACCUCAAAUAAAAAGUCUUAAAGGAAAA
This is a messenger RNA of Xiphophorus maculatus (southern platyfish), 1089 nucleotides long. RefSeq names its product selenoprotein T2-like (gene selenot2). Gene Ontology annotation, biological process: cell redox homeostasis. The transcript is spliced from 5 exons. NCBI's taxonomy places the organism in Eukaryota, Metazoa, Chordata, Actinopteri, Cyprinodontiformes, Poeciliidae. The record is from RefSeq and is a predicted model, not a curated record. Gene Ontology annotation, molecular function: thioredoxin-disulfide reductase (NADPH) activity. Gene Ontology annotation, cellular component: endoplasmic reticulum membrane.